GUGGAAGGUACAUUUGAAAACAUUGGUCAAUUACCAAUAAUUACAAUCAAUGAGACUCUGUCCAAAAACACAAUCAAUAUCACUGGUGGGCCAGCCUCGCCGUAUCGAUAUCGAUUACACCAGAUCUCCAUGCAUUUUGGUCAACCAGACGGUGAGCGAGGGUCCGAACAUACGGUGGAUCGCGUAAGGAUUCCCGGCCGAGCGUACAAUGUAGAUUUGUAUACAAAUUAUAGCCAAGCUGUUACACAGCCACGAGGACUUCUAGCUGUUUCCGUAAUCAUCGAUAUCGGAUCAGUAACCGAAGUUGCACUGCGACGUUUGACGGUGGCGUCCCAAAGCAUCACUUACAAAGGUAUGCGAACAACUCUACGUCAACUCCAUCCUGCUGGAUUGUUACCGCGAACUCAUCACUACGUCACGUACGAGGGUUCGUUGACGAUUCCUGGAUGUCACGAAACGGUCACGUGGAUCAUUAUGAAUAAUCCCAUCUACAUAACAAGAGAAGAUCUUCAAAUAUGGAAUGAACUGCAGAAGACGGAGAGUAAGCAAGCAGAUCCUGCCUAUAUGACUCCGGCUUAUCGACCUCUCAAAGCCCUGAAUGGACGGUUAUUGCGAACGAAUAUCAACGUUAACUAUAGG
Messenger RNA from Ostertagia ostertagi, 639 nucleotides. Lineage: Eukaryota; Metazoa; Nematoda; Chromadorea; Rhabditida; Trichostrongylidae. The record is from the annotation of a GenBank genome assembly.